Molecule: messenger RNA, 684 nt
Organism: Lachancea meyersii CBS 8951
Lineage: Eukaryota; Fungi; Ascomycota; Saccharomycetes; Saccharomycetales; Saccharomycetaceae
Source: the annotation of a GenBank genome assembly
AUGGUUUCCAACACCGUGAUCAUCACGUCACGUCGAAAAAACGCGGCGGAAAACCCUUCUCUCGAGCUUAUUCGCGAGUUUUUGGAGGCCAUUGUGUUGACGCGUUUCCAGGUCACAGCGACGUGCCCCAUGCAGCUGGUGGCGCUGCCUACGCUACAAAGGUGUGUUUUGGUGUGUCCUUCUUUGGAAAUAGCGCAAGAGGCGAUCUUGUUGCAUUCGCAGUGGCCACAACUGGACGCGUUUCAGUUCCAGUUUUCCGCGGCGGCUUCACAGCCGCCGUUGGCUGCUCCCAAACAGUUUCUGGAGCUGCCAAAGCAGCGGGCACUGUUCCUGGUGUCGCCACCAGUGUCGCCGCCGCCCGAGUUCGACUACUCGCGGCUGGAGGAGUCGCCCAAUCGACACCAGGGCUUGCGACCGGUUGGUCACGUGGGUGCAUUUCCAGCAGCAUCCUCGAAAAGCUCUCAUCACCUACACCCUCACCACCACCAGGUACUAUUGCACCAUCCCAGCACCUCCAUCACACUCGACACAGCCGCUGUGGAAACUGAAAAACGACUGGAUACCGAACCAAACCUUUCCGUGCAUGGCGAUGCAAAUGUCCAUGCACACGAAUUACAAUUGCCAUCAAUCGACCAGUUUAGAACCGCAGUUCCACCCCGAUCUAUCUUUGACGACUGCGACUAG